Leptinotarsa decemlineata (Colorado potato beetle) is the source of this 1011-nucleotide messenger RNA. It is a transcript of the gene Vha26, whose product is annotated as V-type proton ATPase subunit Vha26. Gene Ontology annotation, molecular function: proton-transporting ATPase activity, rotational mechanism. NCBI's taxonomy places the organism in Eukaryota, Metazoa, Arthropoda, Insecta, Coleoptera, Chrysomelidae. Gene Ontology annotation, cellular component: proton-transporting two-sector ATPase complex, catalytic domain. The record is from RefSeq and is a predicted model, not a curated record. Gene Ontology annotation, biological process: proton transmembrane transport.
CUGAAAAGUCACAAGACUUAACAGAAGUAAGUCAUAUGAUCAAUCAAAUAAGCUUUGCGUUUCACGUCCGUAAUUUGGGUGUCUCUUGUUAAGUGAAGGCGUUGUCUGUAUCUUCAUUAACUUAUAUCUCUUGAUAGUAUUUCUUGAAAAAGUUCACCAUGGCUUUGAGCGACGUUGAUGUACAAAAGCAGAUCAAGCAUAUGAUGGCUUUCAUUGAACAAGAGGCAAACGAAAAGGCAGAAGAAAUCGAUGCCAAGGCCGAGGAAGAAUUUAAUAUUGAAAAGGGGCGCCUUGUUCAGCAACAACGUCUCAAGAUUAUGGAAUAUUAUGAGAAGAAAGAGAAACAGGUCGAACUCCAGAAAAAAAUCCAAUCGUCUAACAUGUUGAAUCAGGCUCGAUUGAAAGUAUUGAAGGUUAGGGAAGAUCACGUUCGUACCGUACUAGAGGAGGCGCGUAAACGACUUGGUCAGGUCACAAACGACCAGGGAAAAUAUUCCCAAAUCCUGGAAAGCCUCAUUUUGCAGGGAUUAUAUCAGCUUUUUGAGAAAGAUGUUACCAUUCGAGUUCGGCCCCAGGACCGAGAACUGGUCAAAUCCAUCAUUCCCACCGUCACGAACAAGUAUAAAGAUGCCACCGGUAAGGACAUCCAUCUGAAAAUUGAUGACGAAAUCCAUCUGUCCCAAGAAACCACCGGGGGAAUCGACCUGCUGGCGCAGAAAAACAAAAUCAAGAUCAGCAAUACUAUGGAGGCUCGUCUGGAGCUGAUUUCGCAGCAGUUGGUGCCACAAAUCCGUACGGCUCUGUUUGGACGUAACGUCAACAGGAAAUUCACCGAUUAGGCAUUUAUUUGGUGGUCAGUUUUGCAUGUUGUAUUCUGCAAUUCGCUGUAAUUGAAACACUAAAGUGUUUCGGAAAGUUUUAGCUGAAUUAUGUUCAUUAGGAUAUCGUGGUUACUGGAACAUUAAUCUGUAUAUAACAUAUUCCUUGUUAAUAGUAUUUUUUUUGUUUUAU